Messenger RNA from Seminavis robusta, 1533 nucleotides. The record is from the annotation of a GenBank genome assembly. NCBI's taxonomy places the organism in Eukaryota, Bacillariophyta, Bacillariophyceae, Naviculales, Naviculaceae.
AUGUUGUCGUUGCGUAGUGUGCUUAGCUUGGCCUUCAUGGCUCUAUUGGGCAUGUCUGUGAAUGGAGAACAACCCGUCUUGACAAUCCAUGGCAGCGGUACAACGAAUCCCUCCAAAUGCUAUUGGCAUAUCAUGGACAAGAUGGAAGCUCGCGCCAAAGCUCCGUUGCACAUGACGUACCGUGCCAUUGGCUCUUCGUCGGGUCAAGCCGAGUUUACUCCGUCCGACCCCAAGCCAUUGACGUACUUUGGAUCGGGAGAUAUUCCCUUGAAAUCCGAUAUCUACGAUGGACUCUCGGCGACCGAAACGGUCCUCCAGUUGCCCGUCUUUGUCGGAGCCGUUUCCUUUUUUCAUUCGGUGCCCAAUACUCCCACACUCAAUCUUACUGCGUGUACUCUAGCCAAAAUCAUGAAUCGAGAAAUCACCAACUGGGAUCACGAAGAAAUCAAAUCCAUCAAUCCGGAACUCAAGGUGCCUUCGGGAGGUUUGGAUAUUCGAGUGGCUCGUAGAAUUGAUGGAUCUAGUUCUACUUCUGGAAUCACUGGGUACUUGGCCAAGGCGUGUGAUACUGUAUGGCCCGCGGACAAGACCGGCUCCAAGAUUGACUGGGCUCCUGGCACGCUGGAAUGCCAGGGAUCCGGUGGAGUCGUCGACUGCAUUACCGAACAACCCGGCACUAUUGGCUAUUUGGAUGCCGGACACGGACAUGGCGCUGGAUUGGAAGAAAUUUACGUCCAAAAUAGUUUUGGAACCAAAUUGACCACCACACAAUCCGCCCGUCAAGGAGGCAUUGCCGGUGCCGCCGAUGUCGAUGGAUUGUUGCCCGAUAAGGCAUCCGACGAUUUCAGUAGUGUCUCGCUCCUCAACCAACCGGGUGAAUUCACGUGGCCCAUUGCCGCCAUGACAUAUGUCUAUGUGCGUCAGGAUUUGAGGUUUAUUGAAACACCACAGGAACAGGCACUCCUCAAGGCAUUCCUCCAAUCGCUCUAUGAUGAUUCCUACGUCCAGCAGUGCGUCGAUGCCUACGAGUUCUCCAAGGUUGAUGGACGCGCCUUGAAUAUCUCCUUGGCGGCCAUUGAUUCCUUGAUUCUCAACGAGACUGCAGAACCCUUUGUCUUUGAACAAGAUACCGAAUUGUUGAAUGCCACGGGAGAUUGGUACAUUUCUGCCAAACGCAAAUCCGCCGCCGAAGUCGAAAUCGAUGUCUUGACCACUGCCAACCAACAGCUUCAGUCUCAAGUCACCGAGUUGGAACGGGUCGUUCAGCAAGCCAUGUUGGCCAUUAACACGUUGGAGGGAAGUGCUACUACGAGCAACGGUUCGGGCGGCAGUCCCACAUUGGUCGAAACCAAUGAAGCACAGACUGGAGCCGGCUCGUCGGAAGAAGAACAAAACAACCAGAUUGCCGCCGCUCUCGCCAUGAGUAUCAUUUCUAUCAUUCUCAGUGGCAUUAUGCUCGCCGUUGUCUGUGUCCGAACCACCGUCGGAAAACACGACAGUGGUGCCACUCAAAAUGGCGGCAUGCAUGCCUGA